CUGGAGAUUGUGAGCUUUCUUUAACAGAAAUACCGAACAUCCACAAGCAAAAGCAAUGGCUGCUCCAUUGUCCCUCAACUACCUCAGACCACCCUUAUCCUCAGACAAUCCUCUUCCAAAAAACCCCACCAUCAUCACAGCCAUUGCCACUGAGAACAAGAGCAACAUCAUCAACAACUCAACUCAGCCACACCCAUGUCUAGUUUCGCUAGAAAAUUGCUCCAACAUGAAGGAGCUAAAGCAAAUCCAUGCCCAAAUGCUCAGAACCGGCCUUUUCUUCGACGCAUACACCGCCAGCAGAAUCGUUGCCUUUUGUGCUCUCCAACAAUCAGGGAAUCUCCAUUAUGCUCGUUUGGCCUUAACCCAGAUCGCCAAUCCCACAACCUUUACUUGUAAUUCGAUAAUCCGAGGCUACACGAACAAGAACUUGCCACGUGAGGCUGUUGUUUUCUACCAAGAAAUGAUAACUCAAGGUCUUGUUGUCCCUGAUAGAUUCACAUUUCCUUCGUUGUUCAAAUCGUGUGUGGAUUUGCGUGAAGGGAAACAGCUGCAUUGUCAUUCGACUAAGCUUGGUUUCGCUUCGGAUACUUAUAUUCAGAACACGUUGAUGAAUAUGUACUCCCAUUGCGGGUGCUUGGUUUCGGCCCACAAGGUGUUUGACAAAAUGGUUGAUAAGUGUGUGGUAUCUUGGGCGACCAUGAUUGGAGCUUACACGCAAUGGGAUCAACCGGGUGAAGCUAUUAAGCUUUUUGAUAGGAUGGAAAUUGAGGGUGUGAAAGCUAACGAGGUUACUUUGGUUAAUGUUUUGACUGCGUGUGCUAGAGCGAGAGAUUUGGGAACAGCGAGACGGGUGCAUAAGUACAUUGAUGAGAAUGGUUUUGGGUUCCAUGCGGUCCUUAUUACGGCUCUUAUGGAUGCUUAUUGCAAGUGUGGUUGUGUGUCACUUGCUAGGGAUUUAUUUGACAACAUGCCAGAGAAGAAUUUGGUUUGUUGGAACAUUAUGUUCAAUGGACAUGUUGAGGAUAGUGAUUAUGAGGAGGCAUUGUUACUCUUUCGAGAGAUGCAACUCAAGGGCGUUAAGGGGGAUAAGGUGACUAUGGUAAGCUUAUUGCUUGCUUGCAGCCAUUUGGGUGCUCUUGAGCUUGGUAAAUGGUUGCAUGCCUAUAUUGGGAAGGAAAAAAUUGAGGUCGAUGUUGCCUUAGGAACAGCACUUGUGGACAUGUAUGCGAAGUGUGGGAGCAUAGAAAUUGCAGUGAGAGUAUUCCAAGAACUUCCUGAGAAAGAUGUUAUGACUUGGACGGCCUUGAUUGUAGGUCUUGCAAUGUGUGGCCAAGGGGAGAAGGCAUUGGAGUAUUUCCAUGUGAUGCAGAUUGGAGGGGUGACACCAGAUGCAAUUACCUUUGUUGGGGUCUUGGUAGCUUGUAGUCACGCCGGAUUAGUGGAUGAAGGAAUUUCACAUUUUAACUUGAUGUCUAAGACAUUUGGCAUUCAACCUAGUAUUGAACACUAUGGUUGUAUGGUUGACCUAUUAGGCCGAGCUGGCUGCAUAGCUGAAGCAGAGGAGUUGAUACAGAACAUGCCAAUGGCACCAGAUCAUUUCGUUUUGAGAGGGCUUCUGAGUGCCUGCAGAAUCCAUGGCAACCUUGAGGCUGCAGAAAGAGCAGCUCAACAGCUUCUAAAGUUGGAUCCAAACCAUGUAGGAACAUAUGUGCUUCUAUCAAAAAUAUAUAGCUCGUUAAGGAAGUGGGAUGAAGCUGAAAAAGUUAGGGAACUCAUAGCUGAAAGAAACAUAAAGAAGCCCCCAAGUUGCAGUUUGAUUGAGGUUGAUGGUGUUGUUCAUGAAUUUGUGAAGGGAGAUUCAUCACAUCCACAAUCCUCAGAGAUCUAUGACAUGUUAGAAGACAUGAUAAACCGAUUAAAGAAAGCUGGUUAUGUUCCUGACAAAUCAGAAGUGUUGCUUGAUGUGGAAGAGGAAGAAAAGGAGACUGCACUUAGCCUUCAUAGUGAGAAGCUAGCCAUUGCAUUUGGGCUUGUAAGUACUGAACCUGGUACCCCAAUUCGAGUUGUAAAAAACCUUCGUGUAUGCAGUGAUUGCCACACUUUAACCAAACUCAUCUCCCGGGUUUACAAUAGGGAAAUAAUAGUGCGGGAUAGGAUUCGGUUUCACCACUUUAAGGAUGGAGCUUGUUCUUGUAGGGAUUUUUGGUGAUGUAAGAAUCAUCCUAUACUCUUUAGAUAUUUACCAAUUUUUUUGCAUUGUGUACCAUAUUCAUAUAUCUCAGGUUUCUUUUUUUUCA
This is a messenger RNA of Quercus robur (English oak), 2297 nucleotides long. RefSeq names its product pentatricopeptide repeat-containing protein At1g08070, chloroplastic-like. Gene Ontology annotation, biological process: RNA modification. The transcript has a single exon. The coding region runs from base 56 to 2209 and encodes 717 amino acids. Lineage: Eukaryota; Viridiplantae; Streptophyta; Magnoliopsida; Fagales; Fagaceae. Gene Ontology annotation, molecular function: zinc ion binding; protein binding; RNA binding. The record is from RefSeq and is a predicted model, not a curated record.